AUGAAAGGUAAGAAGGAUGAGAUAGAGAUAGAGAUGACGCCCAUGUUUUCGAAUAAGUCUGGUCACGAAGCUGUUAAUCUUACCUCGGAACCAUCGGAAGAAGACUCAGAGACUAAAAGAGCUUCUAAUACAACUAGUAUAGAUGUUCAAAGUUACAUUGAAGCCUUGCUAGGCGUUUUCCUCGUUGCCUUUUUGCUUUGGAUUGUUGGCCCGUUAAUACACGCGAGCUUAUUUAGUCAGUCUUAUCACAACCAAAUUAAGCGCUUCCCCAGCGAUCGGAUGGUAAUGAACAAGCUUCAUGAAAUGAUUCCAUUCCGCCCAAUCAUGUGGAAUAUUGGAAGUUGGCUCGUUCUGGCCUUAUCUGGCGCCAAUCUUUUCUUCUUCUAUUACAAUUCAAUCGCGCGAACAUUAAAGCCAUUGACGCCUAGAUCGUGCAUGGGCCUAGCAUUUUUUGGGUUCAUACUGAUUGUUGGUUUAGAAGGGUUGCUCUAUGCUUUCUGCAAAACGUACCUCACGCGUGCAUUCUUGCAUUGGUUCCGAUCGAGCCCGUUUAUCUGUUACGGACUGGCUACUCUCGUUAGCAUCGGUACAUAUCUUAUUCUAUGGGCUAGCUUAAGGAUUAGUGCCCUAAAUACUGCUCGGGGAAGUAAGAUGAUCACUAUGGUAGGAUUGCCACUUCUCCAUUUGCUUCUAGCUGUAAUAGUUAGUGGCCUCAUUGCUGGAUUUGCGUCCAUUUUGGUUCGCUUCGGCCAAGACAUAUCUUUUGAUGUGUCCACACUGACGACCUCUACCCAACUUCCAUCGUCCACCGCAACCACAGUCGCCGACAUAAUAGUGAUUUAA
This is a messenger RNA of Nematocida homosporus, 843 nucleotides long. RefSeq lists its product as uncharacterized. The record is from RefSeq and is a predicted model, not a curated record. Bases 1 to 843 code for a protein of 280 amino acids. The transcript has a single exon. Lineage: Eukaryota; Fungi; Microsporidia.